This is a messenger RNA of Heterobasidion irregulare TC 32-1, 825 nucleotides long. RefSeq lists its product as uncharacterized. The transcript has 3 exons. The record is from RefSeq and is a predicted model, not a curated record. NCBI's taxonomy places the organism in Eukaryota, Fungi, Basidiomycota, Agaricomycetes, Russulales, Bondarzewiaceae. The coding region runs from base 1 to 825 and encodes 274 amino acids.
AUGGGACUACCGAUCCUCACCCCCAUCCAGCAAAGCGUGAUGCCCGCGCGUUGCGCAGAGACCCAAGUGUUUCUGAACAGUCGCAUCGACCAUGAGACAUUCCACGACUGCGCGCGUGAGCCCAUCUCCUCUGAGCCUGGUUUCCCCCGGACGCUGUCGCGGAUAUCGAUCGUGAACCCAAUCGCGCCGACGCCGACGCCGACAGGGAUCUUCAUGGACAACCAGGCUGUCCUGAUCCCGGACAGCACUCGCCCAUCCCAUCUGUUCGUCGCAUCGCUGGUCGUCUCAUCGAGAUCGUCGGAGGGAGGCACGGUCGUCCAACGGCAGAUCAAGGCUACGCGCGUCGCGAUAGGGAACGCGGCACGACCAACACUAGCUACAUCUAACUCCCACCUCGAGCAUCACUCCAGGCUUCCACUGCAACGAGCCAGACACGACUUUGGAGUCCAACAGAAACGAGGGCAGCCGGGGCGUCUUACAGCAUGCUUCCCAGUCGGUAUCCCCGCCGACAUCAAGCCCGCGACUCCCGAUUCGCUCACCGCCCUCGUCGCGCCGCGAACGUCGGCGGUGCUGCCAGCACAUAGCGAGGCUCGCGCUGCGCGACUGCGCGCUGAUGCUGAUGAUCGCAUGCAUGCUCGCUAUUUCCUUGCCGAGGUCAGCCCGCCAUGCAUCACGCCCUCACGCCUACCGCUUUCGACCGCGCCCAUCCAUCCGCGGCCGCUACCCCCCAAAAAACGAACCUGCAACGCGAGGAAAUCGUGUCGCAGCGUGCGUAGUCGAACCCGAGCUAUGGAAUCUCGCGCGAUCAUCAUCCUCACCCUUUGA